GCGCGGGGCUCGCCUCGCCCGCGGCGGGGUCCAUGGCCUGAGCGGCCAUGUCCGGCGUGGUGCGGACCCUCAGCCGCUGCCUGCUGCCGGCCGAGGCCGGCGGGGCCCGCGAGCGCCGGGCGGGCGGCGGCGGGGCCCGCGACGCGGAGCGCGAGGCGCGGCGGCGCAGCCGGGACAUCGACGCGGGGCUGGCCCGCGAGCGGCGCGCCGUGCGGCGCCUGGUCAAGAUCCUGCUGCUGGGUGCGGGCGAGAGCGGCAAGUCCACCUUCCUCAAGCAGAUGCGCAUCAUCCACGGCCGCGAGUUCGACCAGAAGGCGCUGCUCGAGUUCCGCGACACCAUCUUCGACAACAUCCUCAAGGGUUCACGAGUUCUUGUGGAUGCGCGCGACAAGCUUGGCAUUCCUUGGCAGCACUCCGAAAAUGAAAAGCAUGGGAUGUUCCUUAUGGCCUUUGAGAACAGAGCGGGACUGCCCAUGGAGCCAGCCACUUUUCAGCUGUAUGUGCCUGCUCUGAGCGCGCUCUGGAGGGACUCGGGCAUCAGGGAAGCUUUCAGCCGGAGGAGCGAGUUUCAACUGGGUGAAUCGGUGAAGUACUUCCUGGAUAACCUGGACCGGAUCGGCCAGCUGAAUUACUUUCCUAGUAAGCAAGACAUCCUACUGGCGAGGAAGGCCACCAAGGGCAUUGUGGAACAUGACUUCGUUAUUAAAAAAAUCCCUUUUAAGAUGGUGGAUGUGGGUGGCCAGCGGUCUCAGCGCCAGAAGUGGUUCCAGUGCUUUGAUGGGAUCACAUCCAUCCUGUUCAUGGUCUCUUCUAGUGAAUACGACCAGGUCCUCAUGGAGGACAGGCGCACCAACCGGCUGGUGGAGUCAAUGAACAUCUUUGAGACCAUAGUCAACAACAAGCUCUUCUUCAAUGUUUCCAUAAUCCUGUUCCUCAACAAGAUGGACCUCCUGGUGGAGAAAGUGAAGACCGUCAGCAUCAAGAAGCACUUCCCAGAUUUCAAGGGCGACCCCCACAGGCUGGAGGAUGUUCAGCGCUACCUGGUCCAGUGUUUUGACCGGAAGAGAAGAAAUCGCAGUAAGCCGCUCUUCCACCACUUCACCACCGCCAUAGACACUGAGAACAUCCGCUUCGUGUUCCAUGCUGUGAAGGACACCAUCCUGCAAGAGAAUCUGAAAGAUAUUAUGUUGCAGUGAAAGAGGAAGCUCCUUACUGUUGUCGUCCUUAAGCAGCCUCCAUGGCCACUGGUCAGAUCUCCCCGGUGUGUAUUAUCCACCUGGUCUUGGAGUGGGUUUCUUGGAUCCAUGCCAUCCAACGCCUGGCUCAGGAAUGCUGUGAAGCCAGCCUUGCCAACCUGCUCUAGGCCAAAGGACAUGGAAACGUUGGCGUUAGCUACUGAAUCCUGGGGACUAGUGAAACUACUGAAAAUCCUAGUGAUCACUUUGGUAUUAAUUUGUAAUACCUAAUAACACAGCUUUCUUUCUUUUUACAGAAACUUUAUUUCUUUUCUGACACAAUUUAAUGGAGCAUUAUGUGUGUGUGUGUGUGCGCGCGCGCGCACACGCUGUCUUUAAUGACAGAAACACAUAAACCAGCUGCCUUGCAGAUGGCUUUUCUCUCUAACUUGCGAGUCUUCAGUGAGACACACUAACCCAAAAGCUUUGCCUAACAGUAGUCUGUAGGAGAUCAAAUGCAUGCUAAUGCUGCUAAACUCAGAGUGCCCACGCCGGGCCCCGGGCCCCCAGCUGUGGGGUCUCAAUGCCACCUCCCAAAGUGAGCGAGUUGCCUUUUAAAACUCUUGUGCCAAUUUCCUGAGACCCGGUCCAGGUGUAUUAGAUUAAACCAAGGGCCCCCCAGCUUUAGAGGCUGGGAGUGAGAGCUCCACAGGUGUGGACUUGCCUUAAUGCCCCACCGUGUGCACGGUUCUUCCUGCCUUGUCAGAGUGCCCAGCAGCACAGCACUAGGUGGAGAUGUGUGGGAACAGUGUGCUGACAGCGAAUGUCUGCCCCAUAUGCACAGAGGUGCUCACUGCUCCGUGCCCACCCACUGGCAAAGACAUAUACACCAAGUGGCCUUACAGAUGCCCUCUCCGUCUUACCAGUCAUCUUCUGAUACCUGCAGGUGGCUGCAUUCCACGUUUCCUUCUUUUGGAAGUAGUAGAGAGCUUUCUGUUCCUUGCAGGGGCUUCUGGAAGCUGGCAGGAUUACUAGCAAAGCCUUUGUUAAUGCCACAGCUGCUUGGUGAGCUAACAGCUGACCUUUCAGGAAGCCCACAGACCCCGGAGAAAUCUGAGUUUCUCCAGACUGCCACUACACCAAUGCCUUUGGACAGUCGGUCCCUGUUCUCAGCUCCCUUGUAAACCUUGAUUCGUAUCAAGGUCUCCUGCUUCUAUUCAUGUACACGUGCAUAACAAGUAAACACUACCAGACAGAGCUCUCGUCGGGGGAAGCUGCAGAAGGCUGUGAUGUUGACAUGAGCUGGCAAACCUGACACUCAGUUAACUUGUUCAGUUACCUUUGUCCAGGGGUCUUUCACUGUGUUUAAAAAUACAUUGCAUUCCAAACUGGUCCCCGCUGUGUAUUACUCUACUAAAAAAGUCUGUCUAGUGUGUUUAGGACUUUUCCUAGCAUUUAAAAGAAAAAAAAAAAAAAGCUUCCUCUGUCACUGGCACCAGAAUGUCACUGUGGUUUAAUAACACAUCCUAGAGCCCUUGUCCUGAGGCCACACUGUUCCCAGUCCUUGUGUCCCUUUGCAUCUCACUCUUGGCUCGUUUCCAGCAAGCCAGAUAAACAUUAAUCUUGUGGCAGAUGCUGACCCAGAAGAAAAGAGGAAAAAACCUGCUUCUGAGUCAUCUUUGUUAUCACCGUGUUUUUAAUGAGGAGACAACAUGAAAUUCUCUUUCCCUUUUGGUGCUCAAGGCUUUGUGUCGAUGUUUGCUGGAGUUUUGGCUCUUUUUUUUUUGGCUGGAAAAAAAGUGGCUGUUUUUGUACUGCUUCCUGUGGCUUUUCAUAAACUGAAAGGACGUGACCCAGGAUCAGUGCCAAUGACCAUGGUUUAAAGGCAAAAGAACACUCUCGACAGGCUCCAUCAGGGCAGUCUAAGAUCCUGUUUUCAUUUUACGGCAGUGAAGCGCAGCCCGAUCCGCAGCAUGGCAAGCGCUCCUCGCCCAGUCGGUGUUCUGGGUCUUACAAGUUUGUUAGGAUUCAAAGCUGGUCCUCACCAGCCUGGAAGUACUCUUCGUGGUUCUGGUAGAGGCUGCUGCCAUCAUGAUUGGAGGUGUUUGAACUGCCUUCCUGAUGAACUUAGGUCAUUCCUGUCAAUGAGUGCUUUUUUUCCUUUAAACACUGAUAAUUUGCUAGUUCACUUUCAAAACCGGAAGCAUGUAAGGAAUGAGAGCUUGUGACUGUGUUGAACUGACUGGAAAGCAGGGCGAGAUGGCCGGAAGGCCUGGGUCCCUGGCCAGCUCAGUCACUGACCCCACUUAGCUUUGCUGAGACUGGGCUGCCUCCUCUUCCUGAUGAGCGAGCGAAGGAGAAAGUCUGUAAAGGCGCCCAGCUCUCAGUUCCGUGAUCCAUCGGCAUUGGAGAAGAUAACUAUCUGCAAGGCUAAACUAAAACCAUUUACAACUUUUCUACACAUAGAUUGUAGCCAUUUUUGUCUCCCAAACCUUAGGCCUUUGUAUUUUUUUAUUUUAAUUUCACUGUUAUCCUUGAUUAUUGUCUUUUUUAUUGAGAUGUUGGAGAAGCAGGAGAUAGUUGUGCCUCAUCUAUUAUUGCAAAAAUGUAACAAUAAACUUCCUCAAAAUAA
Diceros bicornis minor is the source of this 3807-nucleotide messenger RNA. RefSeq names its product G protein subunit alpha 12 (gene GNA12). The record is from RefSeq and is a predicted model, not a curated record. Gene Ontology annotation, cellular component: brush border membrane; heterotrimeric G-protein complex. Gene Ontology annotation, molecular function: guanyl nucleotide binding; D5 dopamine receptor binding; GTPase activity. The transcript has 4 exons. Bases 48 to 1196 code for a protein of 382 amino acids. Lineage: Eukaryota; Metazoa; Chordata; Mammalia; Perissodactyla; Rhinocerotidae. Gene Ontology annotation, biological process: adenylate cyclase-modulating G protein-coupled receptor signaling pathway; Rho protein signal transduction.